This is a messenger RNA of Caretta caretta (loggerhead turtle), 12378 nucleotides long. It is a transcript of the gene TTLL7, whose product is annotated as tubulin tyrosine ligase like 7. Gene Ontology annotation, biological process: protein polyglutamylation; microtubule cytoskeleton organization. Lineage: Eukaryota; Metazoa; Chordata; Testudines; Cheloniidae. Gene Ontology annotation, cellular component: ciliary basal body. The record is from RefSeq and is a predicted model, not a curated record. Gene Ontology annotation, molecular function: tubulin binding; tubulin-glutamic acid ligase activity.
UGAAACAAUAUAUGGUCUUUUAAAAAGCUGGGAACUGAACCUGAUGGAAAAGGUUAGGUCAUAUCAGGAUUCAUUGAGUCAAUUAUGCAGAACACCAGGAGCGAUGCCAGAAAAAUUAGCUUGAUUCCUUCAGAUUUUUAUAUGACAAGUUUGUAAGAUUUUCUACAUUGCUUUCUCACUCUUUAAGGUGAAGAAGAUUCUGCUAUCAAGAAAACGUGCCUGUUAUGCAAAAUAAGAUACCUGUCUCUUCCAUAAUUGAGAGUCAAUAUAAUCAGAGAUUGAAAUGGUAUGACACAAGCUUUGAAUCAUUUGACUUUGAAGGCCUUCAUGGUUUUCUGAGAACUUGGAACAGAAUUUGGACACCUGGUUCUGCGCAGCCCCAUGUUAUAAUGCCAUCCUUGCCUAAUGAGGGAGAUAACCAAGGAACCUCUUGUCUGACUUUGAGUUCAGAACUGCCUUACCAAAGCACAAUUAAAAGAAAAGUCAGAAAGAAGAAAAAGAAUGGAAUCAUCACUGCGAACGUUGCCGGCACAAAAUACGAAAUUGUUCGUCUAGUAAUAGAUGAAAUGGGGUUUGUGAAGACAAGAGACGAAGAUGAGACUGCUAAUCUCAUAUGGAGUGAUUCUGCUGUGCAACAAGACAAGAUUGCUGAGCUCCGAAACUACCAGAGAAUCAACCAUUUUCCAGGAAUGGGAGAGAUCUGUAGGAAGGAUUUCUUAGCAAGAAACAUGACCAAAAUGAUCAAGUCUCAGCCUCAGGAUUAUAGUUUUAUUCCUCGAACAUGGAUCUUCCCUGCAGAAUAUAUGCAAUUUCAGAACUAUGUAAAGGAACUGAAGAAGAAGCGAAGACAGAAAACUUUUAUAGUCAAACCAGCUAAUGGUGCAAUGGGGCAUGGAAUCUCUCUGAUAAGAAAUGGAGAAAAACUACAAGCUCAGGAUCACUUGAUUGUCCAGGAAUACCUUGACAAACCAUUUCUUAUGGAAGGCUACAAGUUUGAUUUACGAGUGUACAUUCUGGUGACAUCCUGUGAUCCAUUAAAAAUAUUUUUAUAUCAUGAUGGACUUGUGAGAAUGGGCACAGAGAAGUACCAUCCUCCCAAUGACUCUAAUUUGAGCCAGUUGUAUAUGCAUCUAACCAACUACUCUGUGAAUAAACAUAAUGAGCAUUUUGAACGGGAUGAAACAGAAGAUAAAGGCAGUAAACGCUCCAUAAAAUGGUUUACUGAGUUUCUACAAACAAAUCACCUUGAUGUUUCCAAAUUCUGGAGUGAUAUUUCAGAACUAGUGGUGAAGACUCUCAUAGUAGCAGAGCCACAUGUCCUUCAUGCUUAUCGUAUGUGCAGACCAGGCCAAGCUCCCGGAAGUGACAGUGUCUGUUUCGAAGUACUAGGAUUUGAUAUUCUGCUGGACAGAAAACUAAAACCCUGGCUCCUGGAGAUUAAUCGAGCCCCAAGCUUUGGAACUGACCAAAAAAUAGACUAUGAUGUAAAAAAAGGUGUUCUGCUAAAUGCACUAAAGCUUCUCAAUAUAAGGACAAGUGAUAAAAGGAGAAACUUAGCCCAACAAAAAGCUGAGGCUCAAAAGAGACUUUAUGGUCAAGGCUCAAUGAAAAGACUGUCACCAGGAUCCUCUGACUGGGAAAAACAGCGCCACACGCUAGAGAGGAGAAGAGAAGAACUGAAAGAAAGACUUGCACAAGUUCGUAAACAGAUUUCCAAAGAAGAGCAUGAAAACAGACACAUGGGGAACUACAGGCGAAUUUACCCUCCUGAUGAUAAGCUGUUACUUGAAAAAUAUGAGAGUUUGUUAGCCAUUGCUUUCCAGACGUUCCUUGCUGGGAGAGCAGCUUCCCUUCAGCGGGAGUUGAAUAACCCUUUGAAAAGAAUGAAGGAGGAAGAUAUUUUGGAUCUUCUGGAGCAAUGUGAACUAGAUGAUGAAAAACUGAUGGGAAAAUCCACUAGGCAACCAGGACCCAAGCCCCUGUCUUCUAUGCCAGAAAGUUCACAGACCUUAAAAAAACAGAGGAACUACAGUAGUGAGAGUAGCUGUGACAGCAGCAGCAACACAUCAGAAUGGGAGGAGGAAACUGAAAUGGAAGAUCACAAUGAGAAAAAAGAGAUGAAAGAGUCAUAUGAGCUUGAAGAAAACAAGUAUAAAUUAUUAGAGCGAUCCAGCAGAUUACACUGGAAACCUUUAAUUAAAAAUAUAAAAACUCCAUCAUAUUCACCCUCCACAUCAUCCACAGGUCCUAUAAGGCGUUCUGUAAGCUGUCCCCGUUCAAUAUCAGUCUUCGCUAUACAGUCACAAGCAGCUGAGCAACGUCCCUUUUCAGCCAAACCUGCAGUGCAAAUGCCACGUCCGUCGUCAAUGAAUAGGUCCCAUUCUUUAACUCGUAAUUCAUCUUCAGUUGGAAUGUGUAAUACUGCUAGUCUGGGCACAGUACACUCUUCAGGGAGAACAAAAGAGCAAGAAGAGGCAUUGACAAGAGAGACACUGUUCAUUUUCAAUGAUAUGAGGAUCAAGUUCCCAGGAAAAACAGAUGAAGAGGCAGAAUUAAUCAUAGAAAAUAUUAUGGAUAAUUGGAAAUACCAUAAGACAAAUGUGGCUUCAUAUUGGCUGAUAAAACUGGACUCUGUAAAGCAACGAAAGGUUUUGGACAUAGUGAGGACAAGUGUUCGUGCUGUUCUGCAACGUGUCUGGAGGGUUUCUGAUGCUGAAUGUUUACAUUUGUACCGUAUUUUUAACCGUUUGUUUAAUCGCUUACUCUGGAGCCAUGGCCAAGGCCUGUGGAACUGUUUCUGUAAUUCAGGAAGUUCUUGGGAGACCAUAUUCAGUAAAAGGACAGAGGUGGUGACUCCUGAACAACUCCAGUGUUGUCAACGACUAGUACAACUUUGUAAACACUGCCUGCUAGUGGCUUACAAAUAUUCAGCAGAUUCAAGAGGAUCUGUUACUGGAAUUAGCCCUGACUGGGAUGAUACAAGGUAUUUACUGCCAGGACCUUCACAGUUAAUCAUGAAAACAUCCUCCAACUUUAUCUGCACUUCAUCUGGAAUGCCUCGCUCUAACAUAUUGUUUGCACCCAGGUAUAGCCACUUGUGAAACAAAGAGAAGAGUGCCACGCUUGAUAAAUAAUGGCAUUCCAUUUUUCCACUUUAAAUUUGUGAGGGAGCUGAGUAUAAGCACUGUUAUAUAUUUGCUACAGUACAUAAAAUUUAGCUGAAAUCCUACUGUAAAAGCAUAACCUUUCUGGAAAUGUAAUAAACAUUGUUAAGUUGUUUACACAAAUAUGUGAAUGUCCAGAUCUUGCUAAGUUUAUAAGUAAUUCCUUCCUACUAGAAAUGUUAUUUUUGCUGCAAUAUAUAAAAUUGAGUUAAUCUUGAAGAUCCUAUUACAGUGUUUAAUUCGGUACAAUAUCUUUUAACUUGAAAUAUAUUUAUUGUAAAUCAUACUGUUCAUUCUCUCCUAGAUAAGCCUGUUGUAGAACAGUAAUGGUAAUUAAAUAUAAGUUGUCUGAUCAUUUCUAUAGCACAUUUUAAAAUAUUGUAAAAGCAAGAUCUAAUAUACAGACGUUUGUAUUUCUCCUAUGAAAUUACAAGGUAUGUGUAAUAUUGUUUUUCAGUAAGGACAUAAAGUAUCUUUUAGUCUAAAUGAAGACAAUCCAGAGGGUAAAUAUUCAAAUAUGCCAGUUCUGGCAAAUAGCUUCUAGUUGGACCCUUGUAAUAAAACAGAAGGCAACGGUUAUUGUCAGAUCUUCCUUCAACCUUCUUGUGUCUUGUGCCUUUCAGUUUCAUUUGGGAUCAAGUAGUAACCUACAACUCAUAAAAGAGCCAUGCAUAUGCAGACAUUUUUCAGAAUUACUGCAGUGCAACAGUAGCCUCUCUAAAUCUUAAAAUAGUAUGAUUUGGUUUGGUUUUCACUGUAGGGUGCAUUAUAUAUUGUAGAAUGACAGGUUUCAGAGGAACAGCCGUGUUAGUAAAGUGAAGUGAGCUGUAGCUCACGAAAGCUCAUGCUCAAAUAAAUUGGUUAGUCUCUAAGGUGCCACAAGUACUCCUUUUCAUAUUGUAGAAUGUAUACUCUAAUGUAUACUUACAGUAUUUUCUAGACUUGCUGAAAUCCUAACAAAAUGGUUGAAGGUACAAUUAAUUAGAUUUGUUACUCAAAUUCAGCUUUGCAGACCUGGCUGAGUGACACAAUAAGAACUUGAUAUGUUCAUGAGCCAGAUCCUGAAGGCAGAGGUGAUUUGAAGUGUGAUCUACAAAACAUAAUUUUAAGAGUCUCUCAAUAUCCACACUUGUCCCAUUAAUCCCUAUACAUCAGAGGUCCACAAACUGUGGGGCAUGCUCCCCUAGGGUGGGGUACCAAGGAACAUUUGGAGGGGGGUGUGGCGGGCUGGGUCAGCUCCCACAGGGGGCAGGGAGGAAGGGUCACUGAGCCCCAUUGAUAGCUUUGUUCCAGCCAUGGCCCCAGCUCUGUACCUGAUCCCGUCACAGCCUUGGUACUGCUCUGCAUUUGGCUGGGGGCUUGGCUUCCAGCCCGCACCGUGGCCCUGCUCCCAAUUCCACCCCAGCCUCGGACCCUGGCCAUGGCUCCAUCCCCAGGCCCAGACCCACCCCCAGCUGCAGCUCCAGCCUCAGACCCUUACCCUGUCAGCGUCUCCUUCCCCUAACCAUGACCCCACUCCUGGCCAUGGUUCCAGGGGGGUGCAGACAGAGGGAAGGGGGCACAAUCCUCAAAAGUUUGGGGACUACUGCUGUACAUGUACAUCCUAAUAAGUAAUUUUUAAAAAUGAAUCCAGUUUGUAACCAAUUAACUGCCUUGUUCCUGUUUGGUGUCAAAUGCCUGUUCACUCACUAGUGAAAGUGGUCUUUACAAAAACAUUUUUAUAGUUAUUUUCCAGAGACAAUGUACUAAAUAGGGUGGUAGCCUAAUGGUCUUUCUACCAGAGCAUUACAUGCUUUUUCCUAGUCACUGACUAGGGAGAUGAACAUUUCUCUGGGAUUGAUUUUUGAAACCUUGGCCAGAGCCUACCAAAUAGGGAAUUUUGACAUCUAUGCUUUUGCCUAUCCAAGUUCCAUACCGGUAGGAUGACCAUUCAUAAUAGUAUGACUGUUUCCUAGAUUUUUUAAAUGUAUUAUGCAUUUACAAUUUGACUCCGAGGCUGAUUAGAUACAGACAAUCUACUAGUCUGACAGAAUCUCUUCCUCUUCCAUGGUAAUGCUGGUUUGCUCACACAGCAUGCUCCCAUCAGUCCACUUGAUGUAUCGCUGUGGGCCAUACAGUGGUGACAGCCGAUAAUGCAAAUUACAUAGGUUUUACAGGUAAUCACAACAAAAUCCGUAAAUCCGUCCCUCCAGGGAGUGCUAAUGUACAGUGGUCUCCACAGUAUUCUGCUUUUGGCCAUAGGGGAAAUUUGGAUCAGCGUCCAAAGGUGCUGAGCAAGGGGACUGGGCAGUCUCUCUGGCUAAUUUUGCCAGCAGUAGAAUUUUUAAAUAUAGGGCAUUAAGUACAAAUAUGCAAGCUACGUAGAACUAGAGAAAUCAAGGAUAUGUGUGGGAUGUACACAAAUGUAUCAAGUGAUUGGUUUGUUUUCAAAAAUGAUUUUAGCUGAUAUUUCAUUGUGUUCUUAUUUCUAAUGAGCCAUGCUGGAGUGGUAUAUAGUUAUUAAAUCAAUAUCUCAACAGAAUACAAUAAUCCUAAAUACUUUUAAUCUCUGCCAAGUGUACGGGCUGUCUACUCUAUAGUUAAAGAGGACUGUGUCAGGGACAGUUAGAAUCAGGUUCUAUAUGGUAAUAUAAACCAAUUCACCAGUCAGUGCAUCAAAGGUCCCAACAGCAGCAAAAUUUCAGUUCCUUUCUUCAAGGAUAGGUUUAUAAGUCAAAACCAAGACAGUCUAACUUAAACAAGUAAACCACAUCCUGCUGGUUAGCCCAUUUCAAAGUCCUUUUCCUUCACCCAGGGCCUCCUGCAGAUCUCUCUGUAACUGGGCUGCUUGCUGUUCUUUUAUCUGAUGAGGAGGUAAUCUGCAGGCUAUCACCUGAUUCCUGACCUCAAACCCGUCACCUGAUAGGCAGCUAAUUAAUCAUAGGUGGAGCUAAGCCUAUCCCCCUUAAAGGGCCAGCCCAACCUGUGAGCAGGUCCACAACUAUAUUUCCAAAUGGUAUUAGAGUCUUAGACAUGUUUUAACCAAAAGAGGGGGGAUGUAGUUGUAAUUGCACUAUAUGUACAACAAAUGACUAAAAUAAAACUAGUUGUAUAUAACUUAUAAUAAAUUAUCACAAAGAAAAUGCCAAAUGAUAUAAAAAUAAGAUUUUUGCAUAGCUUUAGCAUAUGAAUUCUAUAUAUUUUAGAUUAAUAUGAUGUUUCUAAACCUGUAGGAUAGACCUCCACUAUAGCCCUUAGGGAGGCUUGAGAAGAGACCCACGGGAGGCAGGGAAAACUGUAUUAGCCUGGAUCUAUUCUAACCGGCAUUGCAACUCUGAAACGAUAAUGAACAGUAGCAGCCCAGAUUCUCCUUCUUCUAAAUAAAAGUACUCAUUUGGCUCAGCCCACUGUGUAAGAGAGUUCACAGGAUAAGAUACACUAAUUUCAAAAAAUGAAACCUGCAGUUUAUUUGUAGUAAGUCCUGGAGACAGCCACCUUGCGAAAACAAUAAAUCCCUUGUUGAGGGACAGACUAAGCCUUCUGCUUUAGUAACUUUACAAUCUUGAAAAAUUGUCAAUAUUUAGACAAAUUAUACAUUUUUACAGUGUGUGGGGCAGCAAAUGUAGGAUUUUCCCAUUCAGUGUUAUAGCAGAUGCUCAGUGAACCAGUGUCCUGCCAUCCAUUUGAAAACAUAAUUUAUAACCAUAGUCCCUUAUCCGCCCUGCCAAAACCUAGCCCAUUAUGUGGAUUUUGUGCAUUGAUAGGAGAGCAGACUUUUUAAAAGUCUGAAACUGUCUGCUUAUUCUCUCUCUCUCUCUCCCCCUGUUCCUCCUCCCACUGACCCUUAGUUUACCAGAAAGCAGACACAAUCCUCAGGUAUCUGGACGUUUAUAGCUGUCAUAUACCUGGGAGCUGACUCUGCACAUGUGUUUAGCUCCCAUUCUAGACCAUCACAGUUACAUGUGCUUCCGGCUUCUUUGGAGAAUUGUUCCUAGAAAUAGCUUCUAAAUAUUGAAACUAAUUUAGAAACUGGUUUGCUGUCUCUUAUACUGUGUGCUAGUGUAAAAAUGACUAUACUUUAAGGCAGGAUUGACACUUCUAGGACCACACUGAGAAAUACCAAUUGCAAAAACUUAAGAAGACUUCACAUUUCAUUUGUGAUGACAAGCAAUUCUUACCUUAUGAACAUUUAUGAUGAUACUUGCUCUUACCGCCUUUACUGGGAGAAAAUUCCUAUUGAAAUCUGUAGGUGUUUUGUCUGUAUGGACUAAAAUUGGCUUCUAGGAGCGAGCAAAAUGGGUGCCAUUUUCCUUAAUGGAAAAGCUAGUGGUGCAAAUAUGUUAAUAGUUUGAGUGUUUUAAACAAAGCACUAGGCCCAGUAAUUUCCCACCCUAAAAAAAGUGCAAUAUAAAACUGCUUUUGCAGUUCUUGGUAACAAGCUCAGGAGUCCAAAUAUAAAGGCAGAACAGCAUAGAAGGCACUAUACGUUAAGCAUUACUUUUCCAAGGUAAUGUAAGAAAAGAACCUAAUAGCCCACUUGGUGGACUUUGGCCUUCAGGGUAAAGUUCUGUCUGAAAAUGAAUUUCUUGUCUUCAUUAUAGAAAAAUCAGUCUACACUAUGGCAGUUACUUUACUGUGUAGGAAAAUGUACAGCUAAAAUCUGACAAGUAAGUCAGAUUGAGUGGGGGGAGGGAUAGGUUAGUGGUUUGAGCAUUAGCUUGCUAAACCCAGGGUUGUGAGUUCAAUCUUUGAGGGGCUCAUUUAGGGAUCUGGGGCAAAAAUUGGGGAUUGGUCCUGUUUUGAGCAGGGGGUUGGACUAGAUGAUCUCCUGAGAUCCCUUCCAACCCUGAUAGUCUAGGAUUUCUUAGUCAUGACAAGGACUUCUAGGAAAGUUUUUUUGUUUUUGAAUAAUAAGGUACAGAUUGAGUUUACAUUUUAUCUCUCUUUCCAUAUCUUCUAAAUGUAAAGACGGAACUGUAUUGGAGUUACAUAACAUCUAAUUUAGGUAUAUCAUAUGAAAUACUGAAAAAGAGCUAACUUGGAGCUCUUUGAUUUAUUCCUGUUUUCAGAUAAUGUUCAUUUUUAAGAGCUCUAUUAACUUGAAUAUUUGUCACUUUUCUGACUUGCUACUGUUUUUGUUGCAUUUUUUCUGUAAGAAAGUUUUCCUGCAUUAAUUGUUGUUCUUCAUCUAAGUUCUUUGCUCUGUAGGGGGUCACCCCUAGGCAGAAGGCCAAUACAAAUCUCUGCACCAUCUAAAUUCCUCAUAAGCCCUCAAAUAGUGCCUUUAGUGGGACUUAAUGGACCAUGAGCUUAUGCUAAUCCUCAGCUCAGGCGUGAGUUUCAACGUAAUUCAAGUGAAAGGGGCUGUUAAAGGAGAGUGUUCCCUCAAAGGUAAACAGUCUGAUCCUUUUCUCCUGAAGGCAUAUCCUAAAGGGUGCUGAGUUCCUAAAACGCUAAUUGAUGCCAGGGGAAGUUACAAGUACUCAGCACCUCCACGGAGGUAGUUUAUUGAAUUCAGUGGUAAUUUUGUCACUUAUGUCAGCGGGAGCAGGAGUUUUAAUUGUGAGGCUGUGUGGCUGGAACUCUUUUUUUUUUUUUUUUCCGUCCACUGUUCCUACUUUCAGAAAAAAAGACAACAUUCUGUGUUGAAGAGCAACGUAGAAAUAUUUUAGUCCAUGCUGCUAACGUUUGUAUUUAUAUUUAUUAAAAUUUUCUGAUAGGACAUACUGAGAAUGGUGGCAGGGUCCUGCUUAGUAUCGUGUUACAUGGGUAUAAGCACUGUGGAUACUAGACAAUAUUCUGACUAAUGAUUUGGAUAAUGGAACAUAGAGUGUGCUUAUAAAAUCUGCAGAUGGCACCAAGCUGGGAAGGAAUGCUAACAUUCUGGAAGACAGGAUUAGAAUUCAAAACAACCUUGCCAAAUUAGAGAAUUGUUCUGAAAUCAACAAGAUGAAAUUCAGUAAAGACAAGUGCAAAGUCCUUUACUUAGGGAAAGAAAAUUCCAAUGCACAACUACAAAAUAGGGAAUAACUGGCUAGGUGGAAGUACAGCUGAAAAGGAUCUGGUGCUUACAGUGGAUCACAAAUUGAAUAUGAGUUAACAAUGUGAUGCAGGUGCAGAAAAGGGUAAUAUUCUGUGGUAUGUUUAGUCUUGAGAAAAGAAGAUUGAGGGGGGACCUGAUAAGUCUUCAGAUGUGUUAAGGGAUGCUAUAAAGAGGAUGGUGAUCAAUUGUUCUCCAUGUCCAGUGAAAGAAGGAUGAGAAGUAAUAGAUAAAGAAGCAAGGAGAUUUAGGUUAGAUAUUAGGAAAAACUUUCUAACUGUAAAUGUAGUUAAGCUCUGGAAUAGGCUUCCCAGUGAGGUUAUGUAAUCCCCAUCAUUGGAGGUUUUUAAGAACAGGCUUGGCAAACCUGUCAGGGAUAGUUUAUGUUUACUUGGUCCUGCCUCAGCGUAGAGGGCUACACUGGAUGACCACUUGAGAUCCCUUCUAGCUGUACAUUUCUAUGAUUCUAUGGAUUCCUGGAUGCAGCUCAUACUCUCAUAGGCUCUCUUGCACAGAGCAAAAGUCAACUCCACCUUUUAGACUGUAAGCUCUUUGGAAGGGACUGUCAUUUUCUAUUUUUGUUAAGUGACACAAUAGGGCCUCACCCUGUUUGAGGUCUGUAAGUGGUUCUCACAGUACGAAUGAUAAAUAACAGUUGAAACUAGUUUGUAUAGCUCCUUAAACACCCCUGAUUAUUUCUAAUGUAUUUACAGCUGUGUGGAGCAAAAAAAGGAACAUAGUGUUGAGUGAAAUGGGGUCUGGCAGCUCCCAGAGCCAUUAUUUAAUAUUUUAUACUGGAUCAAAUGGCUGCAUAGCAGUCUUAAUCACCCAGAAAACUUACCCAGCCAAGAGCUAGACUAACAGCCACUGUUAUGAAGAAGUGGAGGCCUGUAAUUGAGUGACACACACAUGUCUUCUCCUUUCCAGUGCAUUAGUCAAACAGCUGAGCAUUGUUGUUGCAGCAGAAACAACACAGGAUCAUGGGGACUGCUAGACAUGCAGCAUGUUGCUGAGCAUGGUUUUGUACAACUCAUAGCUGCAGAUUUGUGUUAUUGCAGCAUAUGCACUGAUGUAAUAGUAGUAAGUGCAGUGAUGUUGCUAUGAGGCACUGACUUCAAUGAAUAUUGAGGGCGUUUAGCACCUCCCAGGAUCAGGUCCUAAGUGGACAAGAGCUGUCUGAUGUGCCAGGCGCAUCUUCAUUGAUCUGCGUAUAGCAUUUUCACUUAGGUCUAUUCUUGUUCUGGCCACAUGUAUUGCCCAGGGUGAAAGUCCCUCAGUAGGGCAUGGAAGACACUGUAUUUCUUAAAGCCCUGCUUCCCCACAUAAUGCAAACAAGGAGCGGGAAUACAACUAAUAAAACUAAGACCACCUAGUAAUGGUCAGGGGAGUAUGAUUUUCUUCCACCCCCAACUGCCCGCUCUCUUAGCUCUGAUUCUUGCUUCAGACUGGCAUGCUGCAGAGCAGGAUGACUACUUCCUCAUGCAGGGCUUUCCCUGGGAACUGGAGUAAAUUCUUGCCCCAUACUACUGUCGGGUGGGCCUCUUGCUUUCUAUUCUACUCACUCAGAGUGUCAGAGUACCUCCAGCCUGACUGAAACAACAGAAUAUAGGGAAGUGGGACAACCAUCCCAUGGUUUAAGGUCAGCCAGAUUGUUACCAGUUGCUGCUGUUUUUAACGCAGUACAAAACCAAAGACACCCCAGAAAACAUAGGCCAGUUUGGGAGCAGAUCUGAAGACUAAGAUGAUCUGAUAUUUGUAACAAUUGUUUUGUACCAGUGAUGGUAUUCUAAGCCUGUUUGCACAUCCUCCUGGUCUUUUUUUGUUGACUUGUUUCAUUAGUGGUAAGGUUAGCCAUGGUGAUAUCAUCAAAACAAUGUAUUUGGGUAACAUUCAACAUGAACCAAAGCCUGCAUUUGGCAUGUGCCAAGUGUGGAGUAGCAUAGAAACCCACAUGUGGUCAGCAGCCCUUCCAGCACACUCUAGUGUCUUGCUGUUGUCACCCCCAUAUCCUCCUUUCAUCUUGAAAGCAGAACCCCGUAAAGUCAAACACACUGACUCAAAUCUGUUGGCAGCUGUUGACUUCCUAUCUCCUCCUCCUUGUUAACACCAAUGUCCCAGGCCUGCUGAUGACAAGCAACUAUUCCUCCUUCGCUCCACAGAUAUGCUUCUGAGGGUCAUUAGAGUCCGGCCAUGCACCAGGUGUCUUUUCUUUGCUCCAUAGAAGCUAGCACCAGUUAUAACUAUGUAUUUCUGAAAAAACAAUGUAAGAACUAAUAUUCUUUAUACUUACUAGCUUACAAGCUACUGACAUCUUAUUUGCUCAAGUUGUUACAACUUUCAGAGUACUGUGGCUGUCUGGCAUGAUACAGGAAGGCAAAGAUACCACUGAACUUCUUUUGGAAGUGCAAAUAUUUUCAGACCUCGUUUUUCAGCCCAGUCAACACAUGCAAACAGUAAAUAUUGCAUAUGCUGUAACCUCCAAAUAUUAACUGGAUUGAUACAAAUUUGGGGUUUGAGGAUAAGGUUAAUAAUAAUGAAUUUGCUAACAUGAUUCAAACUAUUCUCAUGUGCUUUCCUAUCUGUCUUUGAAUGCAAAUGUUGUUACAAAGAAAAUGCUUGAAAUGUCAACAUAAUAUGCAAUUUACAUAGUUUUGUCAUGGCCCUGUAUAUAUGAAGCUUAUUUAAGUUACUCAAAUAUGUAUAAUAAUAAAAAAACUGUCUAACAUAAGAAGGCUGUAGUAUGUAAUCAAAUGGCUACUUUUGCUUUACAAACACUCACAUUGUUUCAGCAGUGGAAAAAGCUUAGCUCCCAAUUAAGCUUUCAGAAUGAUGGGAUAUAUUUCAUAGUAAUUGUCGUCUUCUCCACUGACUUCAACAGCACUACAGGGAUGACUUUACCAGCUAUUAAAGUCAAGUCAAGUAAAUAAAAUCUGUAUACAUUUUUGUUUUAGUUGGCUGUAAUAUAACCUGUUCUAAAAUUCUAGAAGGGCAGUUGUAUAUCUUCUUUUUUUUUUGGAUCAAGCAUUAUAGCAACACCCCGUAGUGCUAAAAUAGCUAAGGUUGUAUCAGCAUUUCUGUGACAUACGAGUUUAUACUUUACUUGGAUUGCAAUUUAGCACACAAAAUCUCAGCUGGAAGUACAAUACCUUUACUAUGGUCAUUUAAACAACAAUAAAUUUGGCAAUUUUUAAGUUA